Molecule: messenger RNA, 836 nt
Organism: Tuber aestivum (summer truffle)
Lineage: Eukaryota; Fungi; Ascomycota; Pezizomycetes; Pezizales; Tuberaceae
Source: the annotation of a GenBank genome assembly
AGGAGAAAAAUUUGACAUGCUCGAGCGUCGUAACCUGACCCACCCCGUCACAAAGAAAUCUCUCGAAUUCUCCCUCUUGAAAUGCGGGCCUCUUAAUGCGAGCGCUUCUCUGACUUUGGGAUAUUCGUCACUGGGGGACUCGACAGCUUACGGUUGCUUACCCACCCUUCCGUAGCGACAUCGGACGAACAGCCGAUUUUGGGGGUGAUGACUGAGUAUAAUACAAUAAUCCCUCCCCCAACCGGACCGGUGAUCGGGUGCUAAUACUGUGGAAAAGGCACAUUAUCAGACCGCAGCGCAGUACCGAUGGCGGGUUCGGCGGGAGCAAGAAUGUUAAUGACAUUAUCCUCACGAGGGGUGGUGUAGCUGAUCAGAGUGGGCCUUGCUCCCCUGCGUCCCCCCCUUCCACUGUCGCUGAGGGGAGUGGGAGUAGGAAUGUCGGACCUCAUUGGAUGGUCGCAUAUGGUCGAAAUGAGUACUUUACCGGCCGGCAGGAGAGUAUUUCGCGGAUACAGGAGCUGUCGGAGGGAAAUUCCCAUAAUCGGAUUUCGUUGUAUGGGUCGGGGGGAGCUGGGUAUGUAUGAGGUUUUUUCCUUUGGUUUUUUUUAAUGGUAUCGAGGAUUACUAACUGAGUGUGUUUUAGCAAGUCACAAUUGGCGAUAGAAUACGUAUACCGGAAUGAAGGCCUCCGGAAUAUCUUCUGGGUUCACGGGAGCAGCUUCCUGAGUUUCAGCCAGGGUUUUGGCUCUAUCUCGCAGUAUAUCGACACGCCCGAUAGCAGUGCCGGUGCCACCGAACAUGGGCUACUCUCGAACGUUAAGAGGUGGCUCGAGAGC